This is a messenger RNA of Saitoella complicata NRRL Y-17804, 911 nucleotides long. RefSeq lists its product as uncharacterized. The record is from RefSeq and is a predicted model, not a curated record. Bases 122 to 793 code for a protein of 223 amino acids. Lineage: Eukaryota; Fungi; Ascomycota; Saitoellomycetes; Saitoellales; Saitoellaceae. The transcript is spliced from 2 exons.
GGAAGAGAGUUGGGCGACGGAGUCGUUGAUCGAUCGGUUAGAGGUCGCGGCAGCGGCAGAGUCGGCGUUUAAGGAUGAAGGCGAGGAGGCACUGGCGGGUCAGCCGAAGACGCCGUUAACCAUGGCCGCACUACAAGCAAAUGACAAGAACCACCCCUCCUCAGAAACCUUCCACGAAGCCUUCGUAAAAGCACACGUAGCACUCCAACGCUCCUUAACCCAAGCCAACGAAUUCUACGAACGCGCUCUCGAACAUGACCGGCUCACGGCGCUCGCUUCCGCUUCUUCGAAGGACCAACAGGAGAAAUGCGCGGUUGUGCAGCAGAGGAGGAGGGAGCUGGAGAGGGAACAUUCGGAUGUGAGGAGGAGGUUGAAACAUGCGUUCUGGAGAUCGUUCCCGAUUGGACAUCAAGAAGCCGACAAGCAGUUGAAUGCUGGAUCUCCAAGCCGACCAAAGUUGUCGGCACAGCGGGCAAAGUCGACAUCCUCCCACCUCGCCUCGAUCUUCCCCCUUCACCUGCCUGGACACUCCGAUAACGUUCACGCACUCUCACCACCAGCUCCAUCAUCCGCCGCAUCCUCCAUGCCAGCCUCCCGCUCCCACUCCCGCGCCGUAUCCCGCCGCAACUCCAUCAAUGCCCUCGCCGCCAGAGACGAAUUUAAAGCCUUCAGAUACGAAGACAUGAAAGCCGUGGGACCCGCGCAUGGACUCUUACCUGGACGCGAAACGGAGGAGUGGAGGAAGAUGGUGGAGAAGGUCGAGGCUCAGUUUAAGGAGAUUGUGAGAGCGUAGAUCGCGGUGCGGGAUUUCCCUUGUUUUUGCGUGCAUUUUGUGUUGUGCAUGGAUGAUCAUGAGCAUAGCGUGGAUAUGGUGUUUUGAUGUGCUUUAGAUACCCUGGCUAUGGAUUAGA